Mytilinidion resinicola is the source of this 970-nucleotide messenger RNA. RefSeq lists its product as uncharacterized. The coding region runs from base 186 to 824 and encodes 212 amino acids. The record is from RefSeq and is a predicted model, not a curated record. The transcript has a single exon. NCBI's taxonomy places the organism in Eukaryota, Fungi, Ascomycota, Dothideomycetes, Mytilinidiales, Mytilinidiaceae.
UCAACUCACACAACAACUCGACCUCUUCUUCUUUUCCGUGCUCUUUCUCCUACCUUCCCCUUUCUUCUCCCCGUCUUUUUUUCCACCACCUCCUUUCCCCUCCCCUCUCUCAGCCCUUGACGUCUUAACAACCCAAUUCCCUUCCUCAAACUGCACAUACCUCCUCGCAUCAAACCCACCCCCUCAUGCCCCGCAUACCCCUUCUGAUUCGCAUACACCAGCUUCCCCGUCGCCGGAUCCUCAAACGCACAACUAAAAUGCGUAUGCCCAAACGCCCACAACCCCACCACCGGACUCAUCCAGCACCGCUCCGCCGACAGAUCCGUAUGAUACGCCGACAGCAUCUUCCCACCCGCAUGCCGCGCAUCCACCGCCUGCGGCAACGUUGUCGGCGCGUGAUGCCUAGAAUAACCCACCACCCGCUCGUCAGCACCACGCACCCACCCCUCUCGAGCUUGCGUCUAGACAAGACGUACGUUAGGAUAGCAACACUUCUCCCCGCGCCCUCUCGAUCGAUUCUGAGGACGGCGUCGUUCAACCAACCACCGCACAUCCCGCUCAUGCGCAUCCUUCCACGCAUCCAGGCCCCAGCCGCCGAUCCAUCGCACGUCGCUCAUCCGCCCGCACACCUCCCCCGCCUGCUCCGGCGUUAUUCUACCCCUCCGAUAUCCACCUUCGUGCGGUCUAGCACCCAGAACCGCGGCCCGGCCCCGAACCUCGCGUCGCGCUCCACCUCCGCUUCGAAAUCCGCUAGGAUUUUGCCCCCCAGCGGUGAGCGAACUGUCGUAGAAUUCGUGGUUGCCGGGCACGUAGAGGAUGUGUAGGAGGGGGUGGCGGAGGAGGGUGCGGCGUAGGAAGGCGAAGAGGGCGGGGUGGGCGAGGAGACCGGUGUCGCCGAGGAGGCAGAGGUGGGUCGUCCCCGGGGGAAGCGGGGGGUUGUAGGUGGGGUAGAGGGGGGAGGCGAGGGGGG